This is a messenger RNA of Aspergillus steynii IBT 23096, 376 nucleotides long. RefSeq lists its product as uncharacterized. Lineage: Eukaryota; Fungi; Ascomycota; Eurotiomycetes; Eurotiales; Aspergillaceae. The record is from RefSeq and is a predicted model, not a curated record. Bases 114 to 323 code for a protein of 69 amino acids. The transcript has a single exon.
CCGCUAGUCAUAAAUAUUUAGUUCGCGAGUCUGGUUCUCGACAGUCUGAUAUAGUAUAAAGAAGUAGAAUCAAGAAUAAGCCAUAACAUCCAUGCUAAUGCCGAACAGGACAAAUGAAAGACAAAGGAAAGGCUUUGAAAAGAGUGAGAGUGGAGUAUUCGAUCAACGAACAUCCAGAUCAGAAGAACGUUAAAAAACCACAAGUUAAACAAUCUGAGAACAAAAUCCGGAAUGCAAAGCCAUCAGUCAAAAACCAAAACCAUAUACAAAGGAAAUUGUCAAAGAGUGACUUGGGUGAGACAUCAGUCCAACAUAAAAAAUAGCAAACAUAAGAAAGAAUCACACAUCCACAACGCCAUCAUCAGUCAUGAAUCAC